Messenger RNA from Globicephala melas (long-finned pilot whale), 576 nucleotides. The record is from RefSeq and is a predicted model, not a curated record. Lineage: Eukaryota; Metazoa; Chordata; Mammalia; Artiodactyla; Delphinidae.
AUGUCAGCAGGACAUCAAGGGGUGAUUCCAGUAUGCAACAGCAAGGAGUGUCUGGAGUUUGUGAGAGAAGCCCUGCCUGGAAAAGCAGGUGGGAGGAAAAGUGGGGAGGGGUGCCUGGAGUCUGGCACAGCAGAUCAUAUUAAUCCCAAAUUUGGCAUUGAUAUGCUGGUUUCUUUGGGGCAAGAAAAUGAAAGAGAUAUUUGUGUGAUAAAAGUUCCUCCAGAGGUGAAAUAUACAGAUUACAUUGUGAUUGGGAAUGGAAUCUCCAUCAGAUACUUACAUGUCAUGGCCUACCUAGUUCACUGUGAAAUGUUCAAGUGCCUGAGAUGUAAAAGUGAGCCUCACAUUAAGAUCCAAAGGAAAGACACUGAUGAUUGGUUUUAUGUGGACUUUGGCAGCCAUGGUAAUUCAUUUGAUGCUCUAGAAACCAGAGAAACCUACCAACUAGAGAAAUUAUGGAUCAUGUACUCAUAUGACAUUUAGUUUAGACAGCAUCUAACAUUACCUAAAGAUUUCAUUUUUGGAACUGAAGAUGACACUUCAUCUCUGAGUCCAGUGGAAUUUGAGUAUGAAUGA